AUGACGGCAUUGUAUUCAGAUAAUCAUGACGCGGAAGGUCUCCCUUUAUCCCACUGCAACGAUCUUCACGCCCGAGAAACACUAAGUCACCUCCCUAAGACAACAACCGGUAGGCGACGAGCCUCCGUUGCAGAAACAUCUCUCGACAAAGACGAGACUCUCUCCGAAAAGGUCCGCCUUUCUCAGCCACAUGUCGCCAGAAUAGACAAGGCCACCCCUAUCGAAAAGACCGUGCUGUAUCUGGCCUACGGCUCGAACUUGUGCGCAGAAACUUUCCUGGGAAAGAGAGGGAUCAGACCACUUUCCCAGAUUAAUGUUGUCGUACCGGAUCUACAAUUGACCUUUGAUCUUCCCGGACUUCCGUACAUAGAGCCUUGUUUUGCGGCAACGCAGUAUCGUCAUGUCGCGCACGAUAACCUCGACGACGAAGAUGAAAUCGAGGGAAGAGGGACAGACAUGUCGGAGAAGAAGACUACACACAAGGACUAUCAAUUUGAUGGCCCCCUUGUUGGAGUGGUUUAUGAAGUCACCCUUUCCGAUUAUGCUCGCAUAAUCGCCACGGAAGGCGGCGGUGGUGGAUAUAAGGAUAUCGUGGCAGAUUGUUACCCUUUUCCCCAAUCCUAUGAUCCCGCGGAUCCUGUCCCCGAAUGUCCUGCUACCACUCCAUUCAAAGCCCACACGCUUCUCUCGCCAGUCAAAGAGGGCGACGAUGACACCCUUGCUCAAUAUCCCCUUGUCCGGGUAUGGAGCUCUUUGUUCUCGCGAUCAAAAUAUCCUGGCCGUCCUCACCCCAGUGGCUAUGCGCAACCGUCCGCUCGCUACCUGAACCUCAUCACUACCGGCGCCGCCGAACAUAAUCUCCCCUUGUCCUAUCAGACUUACCUCUCCCAGGUCCAGACUUACCAGAUUACGACUGUGCAGCAGCGGAUCGGCCAGGUCAUAUUUGUGGCAUUGUGGGGACCGUUUAUGCUCCUGUUCCUUAUAUUGUCGAAGGCUAUGGCAGGCCCAGAUGGUCGUAGCCCGUCGUGGGUUAUGAAGUUAAAUGAUCUUAUGCUAUUCGCCAUGUGGGCCUCGUACGAUAAUGUAUUUGUAAAGGUCUUUGGUGAUGGUGAAAGGACGAUCGGAGGGCAGAGCGAUACUGCAGGACCAACUCCUACACUUUGA
Molecule: messenger RNA, 1164 nt
Organism: Aspergillus tanneri
Lineage: Eukaryota; Fungi; Ascomycota; Eurotiomycetes; Eurotiales; Aspergillaceae
Exons: 1
Coding region: 1-1164 (387 amino acids)
Molecular function (GO): gamma-glutamylcyclotransferase activity
Source: RefSeq, a predicted model, not a curated record